GGUCACAUUUGAGCCCUCUAUCCACUGUGCUACUACAUAGCUGUUCAAGAUUUUUUUUUUUUUUUUUAAUAUGUUGUCAUCCCAGCAGAUUUUAAGCCCUUUGAAGGCAGGUACUGGCCUUCACAACUUUCUUGUUACCUCCAGAGCUUAGCACAAUGCCUAGUGCUUAGUAGACAAUGUAUACCGACAGACUCACUGGUACACAGAUUAGUUAGAGACAAUGUCCAAAAAAUGAAAUACAAGAAAAAAACCCUCAAAACUCAAAAUUUAUUGCCCAAUGGUUAAGUAACACUAAGGCUGGCUGAGUUUUCUACACAAAUUUUUAAUUAAAAAAAUAAAUAGGUGUUCUAGUGAAGACUUUGAUAGUGCUGGGAGGUUAUGGUAUCUCUCUACCACUUUCCUACCAACCUACGUCUUUUUAAAAUUAAAGAUAAUAAUAAAUGAGUGGUGGCCAGAGACACCUGUGGAGCAGGGAGCUGAAGAUUUCUCUACUGCUUUCCUACCCUUAGCUCCUUGGCUUCACCCGCCAAAAGACUCGAGCUCCUCCUAGCCUGCUCUCUCCACCUCUCCUAGUGUUUGGCUUGGAUGUCACUCAUCCCCAUGGCAACCGCCAAGCGCCCGCUCUCCCCUUCCCCCUCCCUCUGCGGUUACCAACCGGCAGUCUCUAGUUACCACCGUCAGCCGCUCCUCUCCAUCAGCCGGCCAGGGUCUAGCGAGCCGGGGCCCCGGCCUACGGAUAAGAGGAGUUUCCUCCUCCUCCGACUAACAAGAACAUGGCCUCGGAGAACCCUUCUUCGCUGCUUCAGGACCUGGACCUGAGCGCCGAGGAGGUGACGAAGCUCACUAAUGCCUUCCAGGACCCGGAGUUCCGGCGGCUUUUCGGCGAGUAUGCGGCGGAGUUAUCAGACCCAGAGAACCGGCAGCGCUACGAGGAGGAGAUCACGAUGCUGGAGCGGGAGCGCGGCGUAGAGGUGCAGUUUGUUCACCCAGAGCCGGGCCACGUGCUGCGCACUAGCCUCAACGGGGCCCAGCGCUGCUUCGUCAACAUCUGCAGCAACUUGCUGCUAGGCCGGCCCAGCAGCAAGCCAGGCACUGGGGGCCCGCAGGGUUCCUCGCCCGGGCAGAUUUGGUCCCUGCCCUAUAGCCUGGCCCCGGGCCGCGAGUACCUGGGCCGCCAGGGCGCCCACUACAAGGUCUACGACGUCAUCUUCCACCCGGACACUCUGUCCCUGGGCAAGCAGCAGGAGCGGUUCCGGAUCAUGAUCAAUUCUACGGCCCUAGAGGCGGUGGAGAAGCAGUUCGGCGUGAAGUUGGAUCGGCGCAACGCCAAAACCUUGAAGAUCAAAUAUAAAGGUACCCCAGAGGCUGCGGUACUGCGGAAACCACUUCCCGGGGGCCCCAGCCCAGCGCCCGAGGGGGAAGAGUCAGGGGACAGUCCACUGCCCGCCUUCCCCUAUCCCUACCCCAGUCCGGAGGUGGAGAAGAGGCCUCCCGCCCCUCAGCCGCAGGGUUCCACGCCUCCUCUCCGGGAAGAAUCUUCAGACCCGGCCCCCACCACGCCGCGUUACAGCGUAGUGCAACGGCACCACGUGGACCUCCAGGAUUACCGGUGCUCCCGGGACUCCUACCCGAGCACAGUACCCCGAGAGUUAGUGGUCACCAUUGAGCUGCCUCUGCUGCGCUCCGCCGAGCAUGCAGUCUUGGAAGUGACGGAGAAGCAGCUGUUGCUUGACUCCCGCAAACCUGAUUACAGCCUCCGCCUUCCGCUACCUUACCCGGUAGACGAGAGCCGAGGGAAUGCACAGUUCAACAAGGCCAAACGGCGGCUGAUCGUUACUUUGCCUGUGGUGCCACCGAAGCACAGCAUAAGCCACCUGGACUCGCCGGAGGAGGGGGAGCCGGAGAAAGAAAAAGAGGAGGAAAAGGAGGCUGAAGAAAAGGAGGAGGAGGAGAAAAAGGAGACCGAGAAAGUAGAGGAGAAAAAGGGGGAGGAGGAGGAAAAAAAAGAGGCGGAGGAAAAAGAGGAGGUCUCUAUCUCGGAAAACGGACUUCCGAAACAGGAAGGGGCGGAGGAUUUGGUAGAACCUUUAGCAUCAAAAGGCAUCCCCGAAACUGAAGGUUCCCUGUGUGUUUACACUUCUGAGAAGUUAGGAAGCCAAUCUAAUGAACUCUUAAGGGAUACGAGGAUAUUUAAGGAUUUGAGCCAAGAGAUCCCUUCAGAAACCCCCAUUUCUUUCCAGUCUCGGCUUGAGAAUUCCUGGGCUUUGGCUAGUGAAGAAAUAAGAGGCUCUCAGGAGGGAACCAUGCAGAACCCAACUACUGAGAUGGUAGCCACUCCAUCAGAUAUUUCCGGGCAGUCACUUGUUAUUAAAGCAAAUCUACCUCUCUGUCCUGUUGGACAGGAACUUCCUUCAGGAACCAUGGCCUUACCUGCGGGCGGAAUUGAAGUACCACUCUCUAGGCCACUGAGCUUAACAGAGAAUGCUGAUACACCAGGUACUUCAGGGCAGCCACUUACUAGUAAAGCAAAUCUACAAAAUGGCACUGGAGGAGAGGAACCUGCCUUGCUUGGGGGCAUUUAUAAGGUGCCACCCUCUGGGACACUAAACUUUCCCGGGAAUACAGGCUCACCAGAAGAACCCAAAGAGAAAACAACUAUUGGAAAAGAAAGCCUUCCAGAGACUACUAGUAAAGUUCAACCUAGAGAAACACUUGUCAUUUCAGAGAGUAAUGGAGGGAACCCCUUGUGCCCUCCUCUACAGUGUAAUGAAAAUGAAGAAUCUCUUACUCUGAUAAUUCAAGUGCCUCAAGUCCAGCCACAAAGCCUUCAGAGCGAUUUGAGUCCCCAUCAAUACAAACUUUGUUUCUCCACACAAGAUUUUGUUUCUUAUUCGUUCAUUUUGCAGUUUGCUCCUGAAAAUAAGUUGAGCAUCAAAGAACCGAAAAUUAAUAUUUCUUCAUUUAAUGCAGUGAUAGAAUUGACCAAAUCUCCAGAGAGCCUUGGGCACUGGAAAAAGUGGUAUUUUGGUUUGGGCAAGGACUGUUUGCAGGAAAGUUUUUUUGUCAGUGAAGAAAAUGUUGAUGAAUUUCUUCAAGGUGUCUUGAAUUUCAAAAAGUCAACUCCUAAAACCCAACCAUUAAUUGAAGUACUUGAAGUUAGUGGUGAGAAGACCCAGAUUCAGUUAAAGUCACAAGAAGACAGUCAAAACCAGCUUAAUGAAAAGGAACAAAGAAUUGAUAUAAGAAGCCAUCUGGCUGAAAAAGAAAAUAUGCUUCAAACAAAUACAAAAAAUAGUAACAAUAUAGUGGAUGUUGAAAAAGGACAUGCAAAAGGAAAUGCCAAACCUUCUGAUUCUUAUACAGCAGAUAAAGCACUAGAAAAGAGCAGUUGUGGAACAGGCCUUUGCUUGCCACAUGAACUUUCUGGUGUUUCUACAGAGGUUAUUGGAAAAUGUCAACAAUCUGACUCAGCAUCCAAACCUGUUUUCACAGAAGAAAAAAUUGCCGUUUAUUCAAAUAAUGAAAAACAAAAUUUAAGACCAUCAUUGAUGGAAGAGAAAAAACUGGAUGAAGAUCACAUACUUCAAAGUAUCAAAGAAACCAAUAUGAAGGAUGGAAGUGUACAUAUUAUUAAAGAACAUACGACUAAUUGUGCAUUUACUUUUCAAAAUACUUUGUUAUAUGAUUUGGAUUAAUUUGGGGAUUUUAA
Molecule: messenger RNA, 3709 nt
Organism: Gracilinanus agilis (Agile Gracile Mouse Opossum)
Lineage: Eukaryota; Metazoa; Chordata; Mammalia; Didelphimorphia; Didelphidae
Gene: DNAAF2
Product: dynein axonemal assembly factor 2
Exons: 3
Coding region: 774-3695 (973 amino acids)
Biological process (GO): axonemal dynein complex assembly
Cellular component (GO): cytoplasm
Source: RefSeq, a predicted model, not a curated record